Messenger RNA from Labrus mixtus (cuckoo wrasse), 1243 nucleotides. RefSeq names its product dynein regulatory complex subunit 4-like. The transcript is spliced from 9 exons. Lineage: Eukaryota; Metazoa; Chordata; Actinopteri; Labriformes; Labridae. Gene Ontology annotation, molecular function: microtubule binding; small GTPase binding. Gene Ontology annotation, biological process: flagellated sperm motility. Gene Ontology annotation, cellular component: microtubule; Golgi apparatus; motile cilium. The record is from RefSeq and is a predicted model, not a curated record. Bases 40 to 1242 code for a protein of 400 amino acids.
CUUUCUGCUCGUGAGCACGAGGAUCCACGAGGCCGCAGGAUGAAACCUAAAGACAAGAAGAAGGCCGCGAAGGGGAAGCAGUCCGCGGUGAUGGACGGACUCUCAACCGAAGACAUGUCCAAAGACCAGCUGGAGGAGCACAUCGUCCGCCUGCGGGAGGAGCUGGACAGAGAGCGGGAGGAGAGGAGCUACUUCCAGCUGGAGAGGGACAAGAUCCAGGCCUUCUGGGAAAUCAGCAAGAGGAGCCUGGAGGAGACCAAAGCCGAGCUGAAGAUCGGACAGAGGGAGAGAGAGGAGGCGGAGGAGCGCCACCGGGUGGAGAUCACUGUGUACAAGCAGAAGCUGAAGCACGUCCUGUCCGAACAGCACAGCACUGUGUCGGGCCUGAAGAUGGACGUCGGCACGGCCUCCUCGCUGAUCCAGAACCAGAACGCAGUGACGGAGCUGGGGCUGCGGGGAGAGGUGCACAGCCUGCAGGCCAGCUACAGGAAGAAAAUGUUCCACGACGAAAACUGCAUCAAGGAGCUCAAACUGAAGCAGCAGGUGGAGCUGAUGGAGCUGACCAACGACAACGACAGGAGAAUCAGAGACAUGGCGGUGAAAUUUAAGAAUAAAAUGCAGUCGGCGCUGGAAGAACACAACAGAAAGAAGAGCGCUGAGAUCCUGGAGGUGGAGGAGCGAUGGAAAAGCCACAUCGUGACCCUGGUGGAGGAUCACAACCGAGCUCUGUUACACGCCGAGAAUUUAUUCUCCGAGGCUCACAAUAAAGAGUUACAGCAGCUGAAACACAAGGAAGAACUGGUGGAGGUGAAGAAGAAGCUGGUGAGAGAGGAGAGGAAGCUAGCAGCAGCUGGGCAGGAGAACAAACGUCUGCAGAAGUGUCUGCAGGAGGCCGAACAGAAGCUUCCCCAGCUCCAGAAACAGCUGGAAGAACACAACAAGGACAGGACCGAGAUGUUGAAAACAAGAGCCCGAGUGAAGGUCAUCGAAAAGGAUCUGAAGGAUCUGAGCGUGGAGCACGAGCUGCUGCUGCAGGCCUUUGAGAAGGUUCAGCAGGAGCGCGACGAGCUGCUGAAGAAACAGACGGCGGCCAUCCUGGACGUGCAGCAGCUGUGCGGACUGAAGGAGAUGUUGCUGGAGAGGAAGUUGGCAGCGCUGACGGAAACUCUGGAGACGAAGGAGGCGCAGCUCUGUGCUGUACUCUCCGCCUCCAACAUCGACCAAACUGUGAAAAAAACUUGAG